AGAAACCACUGGAUAAUUUAUAAGCCUCUCCCUCCUCACUCUUGUGUUUGUGUGUGAGAGAGGGGGGGUUUGCUGAGCUCACCACCAUGCUGGGUCCUGCUGCUGUCAGAGCAGCUGCUGUCUGGCUGCUGGCAGCAUCAGGCCUUGGCCUGUCGCAGCCAGAUGAGCACAGCUCAGAUCCAGGCUUCAGCCUCUGCAGCGACUGCUUCUACAGACAGACCCCUCCAAAGGGAGCCUCCGCGGGGCUGCAGCUGCGCCCUCGCUGCCACGAGCUGCCCGGGGGACAGGCGUUUGCCACACUGUCCAGACCGAUCUGUGACACAGCUGUUUACACUGCCUUCCAUCUCAGCCCUGGAUGGAUAGAGAAGGGAGAGGAGAAUGUGGCAGAGGAAGAAGUGGACAGUGUCAGAGUCCCAGCUCUUCUCAGAGGAGGCAGGGGUCCGUCUCAGCCUGGCACCCCCGCAGACUCCCCUCUUCAACACUGGGACUCGACAGUCACAGCACUGGUCCGGUCGAGCAUCAUUCCACAGUGCAGCUCUUCAGGGGGCGACGUCUACGUCCUGACAGGAGCCGGACGACUCGGGGCGGCCGAGGAUGGAGACGAGGAGUGUCAGAUGAAGCUGCUGUGGUCUGCAGUGUGCUGCACCCCUCCAGACGGGAAGGCUGGCUUCAGCAUGGGGCUCAUCAAAAAGACAGGGGAGGGUGAGAAGCGAGUGAGCAUGAAGGAGCUGGAGGAGGUGCUGGGGGUGGCAGAGCUGUUCUCUGAAGGCUGUGGAGGAAAAGAACAAGAGACAGCUGCAAUUAGUGAGAGUCUUCACAAUGAUGAGCUUUCUGCAAGCGUUGGAAACACUGAGGCAGAUACUGCAGACGCUAAUUCAGGAACUACAGAUCCAGACGUAGACAAAGCCACAAAGAAGAGCAGAGAAGCAUUAACAGCAGCCGAACAUGUGGCUGAAGUUGACGCUCGUUUGGAGAAAACUAAAGUUUCCGACGUAACAGAAGAAACCGCAGCAGAGACUUCUGUGAGCAGCGCUCGUCAACAGCCUGAUGUCCAUGAAACAGUCAGUGAGGAGGAGGACACAGACUCAAACUCCACACAUCCUCUGGUCUUCAUCCUAUCCACCACCAUGUCUAUUAUCACAGCUCCUCUGCGCCCUGUGUUCUCUACCAUCACAGAGUUACCUGCACAGGUGAGCUACGUUCUUCAGGAGGAUCUUGGAGUUCUUACCGCCCUGCCUGGAGACACCUACACUGUGUUCCACCUCCUCACCUCAGACCUCCUCUCCUGGGUGGGCUCAGCCACUGAAAUGCUGCUGGAUAUCGGGGAGAGCUGCUUCUCCAGUGCUUACUACUGCAGCUCCUCGAUGCUGGAGGCCCUGCUGAGCAGCUGCCACACGGGGGUCACAGGGAUGGGCACCCUGGCUGGGGACACGAUGGGAUUAUGUGGGGAUGUUCUGGAUAAUACCUGGUCGGUCACCAGGUUCUUUGGAGGACAGCUGUGGGAGCAAACUGAGGGUUUUGUGGGAACGGUGAUGUCAGAGAUGGGGGGUCAAGCUCAAGCUGUUGGCGGAGGGUUGGGAAAGCUAGCAUGGAGAAGCAAAAAUGGUGUGGGAAAUGUGUUCAGGCUGGGAGGGGGGUUAAUAAUGGGGAUGGUGGAUGUGGUCGUCGGUGGAGUAAAAGAGGCCUUUGGUCGAGAGUCAGAAUGA
Molecule: messenger RNA, 1706 nt
Organism: Nematolebias whitei (Rio pearlfish)
Lineage: Eukaryota; Metazoa; Chordata; Actinopteri; Cyprinodontiformes; Rivulidae
Exons: 3
Coding region: 87-1706 (539 amino acids)
Source: RefSeq, a predicted model, not a curated record